Messenger RNA from Effrenium voratum, 1307 nucleotides. NCBI's taxonomy places the organism in Eukaryota, Dinophyceae, Suessiales, Symbiodiniaceae. The record is from the annotation of a GenBank genome assembly.
AGCCCCUUUUUUUUGGAGGGCGCUUCUGGGGGGGGUCUGGGGGGCAGCGAGGCUGUUCGUUGAACCCCGUGACUUUGAGAGACCGUGACCUUGAGCCGGUCGGUUACAUCCUGGCGAAGACGACCCCGGUCGAGAGGACCCUGCCAGGGGGGCACUUCUGGCGGGACCCAGCCCCGGCUCAGGUCGGUUACAUCCUGGCCAAGAGGACCCUGGCAAUUCAGGUCCUGGUUGAGAGGAUCACCCAGGGCACCUAGGGCACCUGGGCGGGACCCGCCCCGGCUCAGAACGCAGUUUUUCACCUGCAGGUCGCGGACCUCCACCAGGCCGCAUUGCUUGCCCUAGUGGCGAUGGCAGUCAUCUUGACUCUUGCUUGCCGGUCCUUUUUCUAUAGGGCGGACAACAAAAUGGUCCGACUAAAGGGACGGCCCUCGGCUCACGCGGCUCGAGGGCCGCCAUUUCCGGAAAAAAACACCAUUUUGUUUGUUUUUCCGUAAAUUCAGCUUUGCGUGGUUUUUGAGCGUGAUUUUGCAUGACAGGUUGCCGGUGUUGCGUUUUUCUCAUGAUUUUCACGUUGUCGGUCGUGUUUGGAAAGAGCUUCCCCAAGCACGUGAGCCUUGUGAAGGCGAGAUUCGGGGACGUUCUGGGGUCGGGCGGCAGGGAACCGCUCGCGGGUGCAAAGACUUCGACGUGCAGAUCUUCUCGCAGUGGAUCCAAUUCGUGCUACUGGGGACUCUGUGGCUGGGCACCUGUGCGGAUUGGUGUCAACUCGGCCUUUGAGCAGUGUUUCAGGCUUUGUUUUGACAUCGAGGCAUACUGCCCGUGUAUCUUUGGAAAUCGUGACCUCGUUGAGCCAGGCACUGCGAACUUUUGAGCUUCCGUGCCAUGAAGCAACGUCCUUCCAUCAAGACGUCUGGGACCAGGGACGCCAGAAACCCCCGCCCUUCAGGCCCUGGCGGCCCGGUGCCGAUUUCGGCUGCUUGUUUUGCAGGCAGGCCAGUUUGGUAUCUCGCUUGGACUUUGAUGCAGCGGCAGGAUGUGGGUCAGCCAGUCUGACGGAUGGACGCUGCGAAGCCUUGCAAGGCUUGGCCCGACCGACCUUCAGGCCGCGAGUGAAAAGGAGGAGGAGCAUCCAAACCCGUGCGUUGGUGUUGCCAAAGAAGCCAGUCAAUCUUGUGUUUGCUCUGGAAACUUGGCUCGAGGGUACUCAUCAACACUGACACAACAACAGCUCGCAAUGGUUGCCCGAUGGGUCUAGUGCCAGUGCUUGAGGAAUCGCAGGCCGCUCAAGCGCUUUUCGAAUAGCCAUG